Papilio polytes (common Mormon) is the source of this 2572-nucleotide messenger RNA. It is a transcript of the gene Tes, whose product is annotated as testin. Gene Ontology annotation, molecular function: zinc ion binding. The record is from RefSeq and is a predicted model, not a curated record. The transcript has 6 exons. NCBI's taxonomy places the organism in Eukaryota, Metazoa, Arthropoda, Insecta, Lepidoptera, Papilionidae. The coding region runs from base 205 to 2325 and encodes 706 amino acids.
UUUUAAUCUUUGAUUCAAUCACUUUUAUUUCAUUGAUAAUUUCGGACUGUGUUGUUAUCUUUGCGUUUUUGAUUCCUUUUUAUUGAAAUUAUACAAUAUGUACACAGAUUAGUUUCCUUUGUUGUGUCGCAUUUAGUUUUUAUUUAAUACUCGCUUAACACCACCCUAUUCUACUGAAAUAUUUCUUGUGCAGAUAACAAAACGAUGGGUGACUCAUGUGUGGAGACUCCAGAGGCUCCAGCUUGGUUAUCUAAACUAGAAAGUCAGCGCGAGAAGUUGAGUAAAGCCCGGCUUGGUCACGAUAGCGGUGCAGGCGCAUCUUGUAAUUCCUGUGGUCCAACAUGCCCAGGAUUAGACCUACACUUUUGGCGUAAGGUGUGCCGAGCGUGCCACUGCAGCAAGGAUGUGCAUGAUGUGCAGGAUGAUGACCUGACUGGAUGGGCUCAGUUUGAACUUCUUGGAACUGCGAGGCCUAAGAAGGCAUCAUUGCCCCUGAUUAAGAUUCGUGGAGUGACAGACAAGCCUGUAAAACUCGAUUGGGUUCCUCCAAAUGCCUCUACAGAAUUGGUAUCGGAGUACAUGUCGUGCUUGGGCCCGCUGGCGCCGGUGUCCGGGUCAGAGGCAGCGCGUCGGCGACGCGCGCAGCUCCGCACGCAAUUGCCGCCGCACGAUGUAGCGACCGCUGCCAGGCAACACGCUACUGAUCAGGAGAAAACAGAGCAUACGGAAUACAUCACACGUAUCAAAGACCAUGUCGUGGGAAUGGGCAAUGUAGUAAGAGUGGGUCCAUUGCAAAACGGCGAAGUAUAUUCAGUUGAAAACAGCAAAACACAUGGUGCUACUAAAUCAUAUGCUCUGCCUUUGAAAAUAUCAAAUGUAUCACGCGGGGUGAAAUACAACAUUGUGCCAAAGAAUGCAUCCGAUAAGAAGCUUGUUUUAGAUUCUCAAGGCAAUGUUGUGAGCAGUGCAGCUAAUUUGCCCGAUUACAAAUCGAGCCAGAUACUCAGUAGAAUUGUGAAAGACAAACUUAACGUAAUGCGUAUUGAGUCUGAUAGGAUCAAGAGUGCAGUUGAACAUGGACCAGUCUACGAUAAAUUACUCAAGAACUUGAAUGAUUUAAAUAUGCCAGUGAACAAUGAUGUUUAUUUACAACCUAUCAAAUUGUUCCGUGAUGAAUAUAAUAAAAAUCCACAGUUCAGGGAUGAAACAAACGAAUUUGUUGGCAAAGCUCUCGGGACUCAAAUAAUGGCAGAUCUGUGGCCAACAAGCAAUAAUAAUUUAAUUGGUACUGCAAAGGUACUGGAUAGUCGGAUACAGAAGGGAACUAUUUUCGCACCAAAUGGCGAGAUUUGGAGCUGGAAACACGAACCCACUACGCCUGAACUCAGCGGAACAAUUUGCUCUACAAAGAUAAAUCCGCAAUACUCAACCACCACUAAACCUAUGAACCAAGUGGAGCCACAACAGACCGCGCCAUUGAGGGAAUAUUUAAGAACCCAUUCGGAAGAAAGCCUUCCUCCGCCGCCUUUACCUAACUACAGUACAUAUCCUGGAGGCUUACCACCGCCAAGUGCCGCCGACUUGAAUAUAGAAAAUCAGAACACUUUACCUGAAAAUACAUUCCAAAGCAUCUCCCAUCCAGUGUCCCAAUAUGCGGAACAGAUUGAUCCAAUACUCACCCAAUUUGCUGACCUGUCUUUGAACCCAGCAGAGAUGGAAUUCAAUAGGAAGUUAUACAACGAAGGUGUGCCGUGUCAACGUUGUGAUAAGGCAAUGUUCGCUGGAGAAGUAGCUGUAAAAGCAGAGAGAGCCGGCCAAGAAGCAAUCUGGCAUCCGCAGUGUUUCACUUGCUGCAAAUGCGGGGAAUUGUUAGCAGAUCUCGUGUACUUCUUCUAUAAAGGCGAAAUUUACUGUGCCAGAGACUUGGCUAAUGUUUUAGAGAUACCUCGAUGUGCUGGUUGCGACGAGUUGAUAUUUACAAGGCCAUAUACUGCUGCGGAAGGCCGGGCUUUCCAUGUUCAGCAUUUCUGCUGCUACCAUUGUGAUGCUCCGUUGGGCGGUAAAAAGUAUGUACCUGAUGAUAAAACUGGUCUUCCAAUAUGCCUGUCCUGCUAUGACCAGUACUAUGCAGAACGUUGCCGUGCAUGUGGUGGUGUCAUUGGUCCAGAGCAGCAAGGGGUGUCAUGGAGUACGAUGCAUUGGCAUGCUGACUGCUUUAUUUGUUCAGGAAGAAUGUGCGGCAAGAGUCUUCUCAGCGGGAGGUUUGUCGUUAAACAGGAAAUGCCUUUUUGCAGUGUGCCUUGUGUUCAGAGUAGAAUUAAGUAAAGUUUUAUGUGACAUUUUAGUGUCCGAAAGAUCAUAUAUCUAUUUGAUAUAUUUUUGAUAUUCUAUAUUCUAAGAUAUAUUUAUACAAGUUUUAUAAAUGACAAAAGUUAUGCUGGGAUGUUAUUCAUAAAAAAUUAUACGUUUUCUUGUGCCAUUGUCGAUGGCUGUAAGGUUUGCGCCUAUUUUAAUAAAAUUAUGUUUUAAUUAACAAGUAUUAACAUGUUAUUAUGAAAUUAAGGGACCAAGA